CACAUAUCUAUAUACCCUCCCUCACCCCAUUCUACCCAAGCUUCGCUCCGCAUCUGUGUCUCUGGUCAAUUCAAACAUCGCUGCAGAAGUGACGAUGUUGUCUUGUUCACUUCACCUUGUCCUUCCUCGAAAACCCGCGCAAACCGAUGUGGUGGCUUCGUAGAUGGCCAAUUUGAUCGAGUCCGUGUCGCGAACAAUAUCUUGCAUUGUUAAUUUUGCUUUCCUAAGCUGUGGAUUGUGCAGUGACCAUCAUAUUUCCCUUGAUAAACCGAAGAUUUGAGGGAAAAUUGACCAGGGAUAUGGGAUAUGGGCGCCAACUGCGCGUCAGACAACACAUACGAGCAUAUCGCAUGCAGCAUCAUUACAGGACAAAUUAAGUCUAUCAUGUGAUCAUCGACUAUUCUAUGCGCCGCAAACACUUUGCGUUGAAAAACCACACGAUCAAUCUGCCUUUGAGAUUUUAAGCAGAACACGACACUGAUGAGUCAUGAUUUUGAAUAGCUGAAUGCGGAUUGGGUCCGAUGACCUCAACACCACAACCCAACAAUCCCAAUCGACUCCGUUGAAUGAUGAGGAGCAAAACUCUUACGGGACAAAGAAACACCACAAGCGUUCAGAUAAACAUAAAUAGAACCUAACUGUCAACAUCGGUACGACACUCAAACCCACAACCUCAACUAAAUCUUACAAUCGACGAAGAAAAAAAAAAACCUACGAUGUGUUACAUGCAAGACUUUCGAAAUUGGAUCGCCUAUUACCUGGGCUUUGGCCAUAGGGUAAGAGGGGAGUCGUGGAUGGAGGAAUCCUGGACGGAGGAGUGUGUCGAGAAGAACAAGCCUGGCCACCUCGCGCCUAUUUCGCUCGAAGAAGGAUUCUCGGACAAAGGAGGGCAUUAUUCGACCUGCACAUAAGAUGUCAUCGUAUCGGAAUAAUCGUCAACCUCGGUCUAGGCGCGGCAAGGGGAUGAAUGCGUAUGGAAAGCGGUCUGGCGUGUUGCGUAACGGUCAGGUGUUUGUAUCGGCAAUUGUA
Periconia digitata is the source of this 1029-nucleotide messenger RNA. The record is from the annotation of a GenBank genome assembly. Lineage: Eukaryota; Fungi; Ascomycota; Dothideomycetes; Pleosporales; Periconiaceae.